AUGAAACAAGUCCUCAUAGCACCACUGCCAAUGUGUUACCAGGUGUUUUAUGAGCAGUGCAGCACAGUGGUGUUUUGUGCUCUUGUUCUGUUUCAGCCCAAACAGGAAGACAAACUCUCGGUUUGCAGUAAAUUAUGCUAUGCGAUUGGGGGUGCUCCAAAUCAAGUUGCAGGGAGUGCCACUGCUUUCUUCCUGCAGAUCUACCUGUUAGAUAUAGCACACAUUACUCCAUUUUAUGUCUCUCUGGUGCUGUUCAUUGGCAAGGUCGGGGGUGCAAUUACUGAUCCUGUGGCUGGCUUUUUUAUUAGCAAAAGUAAAAAGACAAAAAUUGGCCAACUCAUGCCUUGGAUGCUUGGGUGUACACCCUUCACAAUUGUGUCCUAUUUCUUCAUGUGGUACUUGCCUCCUUUUGUAGCAGGAAGAGUUAUUUGGUACCUGAUUUUCUAUAGCCUUUUCCAAGCAUUAAACACAUUAUUCGAAGUACCGUAUUGUGCCCUCACCAUGUUUCUCAGCUCAGACCAGAAGGAGAGAGAUUCUGCAACGGCAUACCGAAUGACUAUGGAAGUCCUUGGAACCCUGAUUGGAGCCACGCUCCAGGGGCAGAUUGUGGCAAGUGCUCAUGCCUCUGAUCGUUGUACUGUGAAUCGCACUGCAAACACAACCGAGUAUCCUCAAUCCCUACACAACACUUCCAGCGUUCCUGAGCCCUUGGGCUUCCUGGCUCACGGAGCAAAAGUCUAUAUGAUUGCAGCAGGAGUAAUAGGAGGGGUGUAUCUACUGGGGUCUGUCAUCCUUUUUAGUGGAGUAAAGGAAAAGGACGAUCCUUACGCCUUAAAUUCAGACAAAGCAAUUCCUUUCUUUAAGGGACUCAGACUCGCAAUGAAGCACGGGCCGUACAUAAAACUUACAUCUUCAUUUCUUCUCAUCUCGACAGCAGUUCAGCUUGAGCAGAGCAACUUUGUCCUGUUUUGUACCCACAUGACUGAGCUUCGCAACGACUUCCAGUAUUUAGUGGUGACCAUCUUGGUGUCAGCAGCGGUGAGCAUUCCGUUCUGGCAGUGGUUUCUGGAGCACUUUGGCAAGAAAAGUGCAGCAUGUGGGAUUUCGUGGAUGAUCCCAUUCGCAGUCAUGCUGGUUACAGUCCCAAACCUGAGCGUGGCAUAUGUGGUGGCCUUUGUCUCUGGUCUGAGUAUCGCAGCAUCUUUGUUGUUGCCGUGGUCCAUGUUGCCUGAUGUUGUUGAUCACUUCCGCCUGCUGAAUCAAUAUGUAAAGAGGCCUGAAGCCCUCUUCUAUUCUUCGUAUGUCUUCUUCACCAAGUUGUCAGCAGCGCUUGGAUUAGGAAUGUCUUCAGCAAGCCUUGAGUUGGCUGGAUACAAAGGAGGGGCCUGCAGACAAUCCAGCAGUGUGAUCCUUGCACUGAAAAUCCUGAUUGGGGUAGUGCCAGCCAUCCUCAUUCUUCUAGGUUUAUUCAUACUCCUUUUCUACCCAAUCACCGAAAAAAGUCAAAAGGAAACUGAGCAGGCACUUGAACAGUUAAGAAGGAACCAUCCCAGUUGUGACAACCUGUUUGAAAAUGAAGGCAAUACCCUGAUAUGAGAAUCCAGAAAGCAGCAGCUUUCAAAGAAGAACCUUCGAUUCCAGAUGACUGUACCAGUGUUCAGUUAUCCUGUAGAUAAUUAUCAGAAGAAUAAAUGCACUGGCCUUGAUUGACAAAACCAGGAAGAUUCUGAGUAGAGUUCAAUGAAUGCAACUUAAUGCCCCACCUGAAAGAGGUGUUAGCCAUGCUGAAUCAGUAUUAACCAAAUCCCCAGCACUGCUGAGGAUAACAUACAGCUGAAGUUGCUAUUGGGACAUAAGGCAAAGAUGCUGCGGUCAUGGAAGAUCUCAUGGAACUGCUGGCAAAAGCAAUAUCCCAAUGUGUUUAGCCGGUCACUUUAUUCUGACCUGCACUGUCUUUGUAGUCUCUGCUGAACACAGGAUUUUCUUUGCUACCUGUCCUACCCUAUUUGUCUUUGUUGCCCUUCACCAUAGUAGUGGCUGCAUCUUGAUAGUUGAUGGAUGUGAUCCCUGGGGGGCUUAUAUAGCAGUUUGUUUGCAAAAGCACUUUGGGAUCCUGGAGGAUGAAAUGUCCUAAAUAGAUGCCUGAAUUAGUUCUUUUUUAAAUGAAAAGCCCCAGGUGCAGUUUGGGACAGUCAUGUUAUGAGGAUUUUCCCAUGCACUGUCACUCCAAACUGGAGUGAUUUAAUUUUAAUUUGGGGAGCUACUGCCAAAAAUGUUUUCUAAAGUGACUAGUGAUUUGGGGUGCCUGAUUUUUUGGCUGUGCCACUUAACACACAGCUGUGGUCCUGACUGUGAGAGUGUCAGUGCUCAUCACUUUCUGACAGGCACCUUUAAGUCAUCUCACAUUGAGGUACUUAAGGUCAGUAGUCACUUUGGGAAUUGUAGACAGUAAUAUUUUGUAUUUAUUUGCCUUUAGUGGUGAAUGCGUGUAUGACUUGCAUGAGACAUUGCUUCUCCGUACAGAAAGCUGCCCUCCUCCUAUUGACGUGCUGCAGCAGUGUUAUUGUUUUCAGCACACAUGCUGCAUUUUACAGUAACGAUACUGUACCAGUCACACAAUUGGUGCCUUUUUGAAUCAGGGAAAUCAUAAUGUGUUAGAAGCAUUAAUGAAAGCCUCAUCAUACCUCUGCCUGGAGGAUGCAUUACUGGGCAUGUUUUACAAAGGGAGCCUGGCACACAGAGAUCAAGGGAUUGUGCACUCAGGGAAGGUAGCAUGCUGUUAGCUUAUUGUGCACUAGCUACUCCAAAUAAAAACGCCAUGCAGGCACUCAGCCCAUGCGAAAUGUGCCUUUGCACAGUGCAGGCUACUGCCAUUCGGAAGCACUUGAUCUAGAGCACACUGGAGUCUACAGGAGUUGGUUUAGGCCAUGAUUGCUUCCAGGUCACCCAGCAAGUGAACAGUGAUAAUGAGCCCAGGAUGGUCUAAAAUCAGUAGUGCUCGAUCUUCUAGCACUGUGGGCUGGGUGCGUGAGGCAGGGCUGAUUGUGGAACAUGCAGAGGGUGCUAGAUCAGCUACGUAGUUGGGCCUAUACAUUGUGCCGUACACACCAGGAUUCAUAAACUUGCUGGGGUAUUAAUCCUAGCUUGGCCCCUGCUUCUAGCAAAAAUUAAAAGAAAAAUCAUCAAGUUUAGUGAUCUUGACCUCGUGCAUGGCAGCAUUCAUGGGCCCAAAUAAAAUAGAAGAGUUAUAGAUAAAAGAUAUAACUGGGUAUUUUUGAAAUUUUAAAAUAUAGAGUUGUUCUAUUUUAUUUGAUUAUCAGAGUUAUAUUUUUUUUGAUGAUAUGAAUGUAUUUUUCUAAAUGAGAAGCUUAAAGAAUGAAUUUGGAAAAGAAAGUAGGGUUGGUAUUUUCUGUGAUUUUUUUUUUCCCUCAAGGAUCAAUGUUGGUACUGUGAAAAAAAUGAAUGUGUAUAUUCCUUCUUUCAACACUGUUUAAACAAUCACACUCAUUGUAUCUGGGAUUGAAACAAUCAGAUCUCUGUAUUGUCAUCUGUCUGCAUUAAAUGUUUACACAAAGUA
Molecule: messenger RNA, 3577 nt
Organism: Gavialis gangeticus (Gharial)
Lineage: Eukaryota; Metazoa; Chordata; Crocodylia; Gavialidae
Gene: MFSD2B
Product: major facilitator superfamily domain containing 2B
Exons: 14
Coding region: 1-1596 (531 amino acids)
Biological process (GO): carbohydrate transport
Cellular component (GO): membrane
Molecular function (GO): symporter activity; sphingolipid intramembrane carrier activity
Source: RefSeq, a predicted model, not a curated record